Messenger RNA from Leptopilina heterotoma, 2781 nucleotides. RefSeq names its product protein scabrous. The coding region runs from base 187 to 2067 and encodes 626 amino acids. The record is from RefSeq and is a predicted model, not a curated record. The transcript has 4 exons. NCBI's taxonomy places the organism in Eukaryota, Metazoa, Arthropoda, Insecta, Hymenoptera, Figitidae.
UUAAAGCUUCGCGUGUCAACAUCGUGAAAUUUCGCGAUUUUCCUCUCACACUCUCACUCUCUUAUUCACGUUUUUCUAAUGUGUCAUUUCGUAAAGUGACAAGAGGCACGUGUCAACGAAAAAAAAUUUAGUGAAACUUGUUUUUUUUCGACAAUUUUUCAAAGGAGACAAUUAUUUUUUCUCAUUAUGGAAAUUUUUUUGUGUUUGGUGACAUUAAUUGUCACUGGAUUCGUCACUGCUCAGGAGUCAUCAGCAUCAUCGUCAGGAAUUGAUCUUGCGAGUACUGUGAAACUACUUCAGGAGCAGGUCAGCGCACUUCUUGAGCAUCGACAAGAGGAGUAUAAUGCUCUUGAGGAAAGUCUCAAGAGGGCCAUGGAGAAGAAUACAGAACUCAUUGUUUUGAAGAAUGAAGUUAAAUUUUUGAGAAAGGAAGUGAAUAUCCUGCGGGGCGGAAGUAGCAACGAGGCGAAGAACGAGAGAUUGAGGGUCCGAUGGUUGGGCAGUGCCGUGACGGAAUUACAAAGCGAAUUGGCCGAGGUCCUUAGAUCGAGAAAUACAAGUGAAGAAUUUAUCGAAAGAUCAAGAAUGAGAAGUGAAAUUGUUUUAUUGAGAAGUGAUGUGGCCGAAGUGGGCCGCGGUAUUCGCGAUAUGGGGGUGAGAAUGACAAGUCUUGAGGCGUCAUUUGGAACUGUUCGCAUGGACAUUGCUGCUGUCAAGGAGCGUGUCAGUCAAUUGUCGAGGACCUGCGCCGACGUCAGUAGUCAGUUGAGUACAGUGCAAAUGGAAAUGAAAUCAACAAAAUACGAGCACAAUUCGGAGCAGAAACUCAAUCAUCAUCAACUUUCACGGAACGAAAUUCAAAUUGACUCGAAACGCUCCUCACAUCAUACACGUCAUUCCUUCUCGCGACUGCCAACAACUCUUCGUCAUUUUGAAGAGCGUCUCGGUAAUUUGGAGCACAAAAUUGCCGUUGUGGCGAGAAAAAAAUCUGUCGUUGAAAAACGUGUUGUAUUCGAGGAUCAAGCCGAUUUAUUUAAUCGAAUUGAGAAACUCGAGAAUCUCGAGCAAGAUUUGUCCCGUCGUGUUUUUAAUGUCAGUCAAGAUGUCAUUGAAUCGAGAAAAUUGAGCGAAUCAAUGGUUCAAUUAUUCGAGUCUGUCGAGACACUUGAGGAUAAAUUUGAGACAAAUCAAUCCGACGCGAAACGUGAAAUUGCCCGCUUGGAUGUGAAUGCAGCGAGAAAAGCCGCUGAAUUAUCAUUGACACGUGAGGAAUUGGGCAAUUUGAAGAAAGCCGUUCAGGCAUUGAGCGUUAGCGCUUCAAAAUUACAGGAGAAAAGCGAUCAGCAACAUGAGGCAAUUGUUAAUUUGACGUCGUCAUUGGGGAAAAUUGAUUUGGAUCGCACUAUCGAUAAGGCCAGUAAUAUCACCAAGGAACUCGAACACGUCGAAGAUCAGUACAGAUCAAUGAUCGACGCCCUUCCAGGCAAUUGCAAAGAAAGGGACGGUCUGACUUUAUUAGCACCUGGUCCAGGUGCACCGCUUCUAGCCUCAUGCAGUAAAGGUUGGAUUGUUGUUGGCCGAAGAACAGAAGGGACAAUUGACUUUGAUCGCAGCUGGAACGAUUACGCCACUGGUUUUGGUUCGCCAGUCAAUGAAUUUUGGGCAGGAAAUGAGGCCCUCCAUCGUCUCACAAGGGACAAUUGUACGAGAUUGAAAAUCGAUUUAAUUGACAUUGAUGGCACAUAUUGGCAGGCAAACUACGAAUACUUUACCGUUGACACUGAGGAAUCUGGUUAUAGAUUAAGAAUUUCCGAUUAUUCCGGCAAUGCCACCGAUGCGAUGUCCUAUCAAAAUGGAAUGGCAUUUAGCGCAAAGGACAGAGACAUGGACAUUAGUCCAAGUGAUUGCGCCGCUAAUUAUCAUGGCGGUUGGUGGUUCAGUCAUUGUCAGCACGCAAAUCUCAAUGGUCGAUAUUCCCUUGGGCUCACAUGGUUCCGUUCCGAUAUCAAUGAAUGGAUGGUGAUUGCCUCGGCGGAAUUGUCCGUGCAGAAAAAGAGUCACUGCUAAUCAUUUUUACAAAUUUUAUAAAACAUUUUUUUUAAUUUUUUUUUUUAAUUAGAGAAAGAGAAUUUUAAUUUUUAAUCGUAAAUUGAAUUAUAUAUUUAUUUAUUCAGAGUCUCUUAUUAUAGUGAGCGAAUUUUAUUACCUGAAGGAACUUUGGGAAUAAUGCUCGUUACUCGACAUGUUUCUUGAAAAGAAAACAGUGUACAGAGAAGAAAAAAAGUAUCCAAUGGAAGUGAGAAUAAUAUUCAUCUGCCAUUUUAAUUUAUAGAAAAAAAAAGUUUUAUAGAAAACAAAUUUUAUACUACGAGUCAAUUUUAUCAAUAGACAAAUAGCGAUGAGACUAUGAAAGUUAAAAAUCGAAAAGAAUUAUUUCACAUCAUUAAUUCAGAAUUAUUGUUUUUCAUUAAUAAUAUAAAAAAAUAUUAUUAAUAAUUAAUACAAUUAAUAACAAAUAAUAUAAAAUUAUAUUAUUAAUAAUUAAUACAAUUUUGAAUCAGUUCCUUAAACUACGAAAAUUAAAAAAUUGUAAAAUUUUAAUUUCUGCGUCUCGUCGAAAAUGCGUUCAGACCAAAGACUUGAUCAUAUUUGUAAAAUAAGAAUAACUUGUAAAUAUUGUAAAAAAUGUCCACAUCACGAACCAAUUUAUACAGCAGUGUGUAAAAAAAAUGUUUGUAUGUUUUUAUAAAAAUAGUCAGUAAUUUUAAUCGAAAAUAUUGU